Messenger RNA from Calidris pugnax (ruff), 1371 nucleotides. RefSeq names its product TP53 regulating kinase (gene TP53RK). Gene Ontology annotation, biological process: protein phosphorylation. Lineage: Eukaryota; Metazoa; Chordata; Aves; Charadriiformes; Scolopacidae. Gene Ontology annotation, molecular function: protein serine/threonine kinase activity; ATP binding. The transcript is spliced from 2 exons. The coding region runs from base 7 to 882 and encodes 291 amino acids. The record is from RefSeq and is a predicted model, not a curated record. Gene Ontology annotation, cellular component: EKC/KEOPS complex; nucleus; cytosol.
CCUGUAAUGGCGGCGGCCAAGGCGGAGGCGAGCGGCCUGUGCUCAAGCAUGGCCGGGGCUGGCGCCGGGCCCGCGGGGCCUACGAUGGACGAAGCGGGGGCCUCGGGGCCUGCGAUGGGCGAGGCGGGGGCCGCGGGGCCUGCGACGGGCGUGCCUGGGGCCGAGACGGGGGCCGCGGGGCCUGUGGUGGCCGAAGAACCGCCGCCGCCUCCGCCGCUGCCGGGGCUGCAGCUGGUGCGGCAGGGCGCCGAGGCCUGCGUGUACCGGGGUAUCUUCCUCGGGCGGGCCGCAAUCGCCAAGCUGCGCAUCCCGAAGCGGUACCGCCACCCGGCGCUGGAGGAGCGGCUGAGCCGGCGGCGGAUGGCGCAGGAGGCGCGGUCGCUGCUGCGGUGCCGGCGGGCAGGGAUUUCAGCUCCAGUGGUCUACUUUGUGGAUCCUGUCACCAACUCCAUAUACCUUGAAGAUAUUGUAGACUCAAUUACUGUUCAAGAUCAUAUUAAUUCUGUGCAGCAGAGUGGAAAUGAUACCAGCAGCCUCCUUACCUUAGCGGAGAAGAUGGGUGAGCUGUUAGCGAGAAUGCACGAUGAAGAUCUUGUACACGGGGAUCUUACAACUUCCAACAUACUUCUGCGACCACCCACGGAGAAAUUGGACUUGGUGCUCAUAGACUUUGGACUCAGUUUUGUUUCAGGUCUCCCGGAGGAUAAAGGAGUUGAUUUGUAUGUUCUGGAAAAAGCCUUCCUCAGUACUCAUCCAGAUACUGAAGAUAUGUUUAAAACUCUGCUAAAGUCCUAUGCAGCUGCAUCUAAAAAAUCCGGUCCUGUGAUCAAAAGGCUGGAUGAAGUACGACUCAGGGGAAGGAAGAGAUCCAUGGUUGGGUAGAAGAGAGUGGGCUUAGGGAUGGAGAAAUAUUGCUACUUAGUUUCUGCAAAUGGCGUUAUUUAUACUUCUAGUUGGUUUUAUUUCACAGAUCACUAUUUUGAUAACUGUCUACAAAUAAAUAAGUUUGAGUGAGUGGAAGUGUCAUGAAGUAACCAAAGUAAUUGUGAGAUGGGAGCACAGACAAGAGAGAAACAACUAAAGGUCACCUCUUCUGUAGAUGUUAAGUGUUUCUUCUAAAAAGUAGUUUACAGUUUUCUUUGGGUGGUUAGAAUCGUACUGAGUAAUCUUUCCCAGCCUGUGGACCAUGGAUUUGUGGGAGGUAUGAGGAGCCUGGGGGUACCAGAGCAUCUGUGAAAGGUAAUUAAGAAAAACAAGCGUGUAAUUUUUUUCAGAAGACUUUACAACAAAGUGUUUAAAACUGUUAUAAAUGGCUCUGUACAUCUAAGAAUUUUUAGGAUGCUGAAAUGAAAAUUUUUACUAAUGCUGAAA